Molecule: messenger RNA, 1230 nt
Organism: Colletotrichum graminicola M1.001
Lineage: Eukaryota; Fungi; Ascomycota; Sordariomycetes; Glomerellales; Glomerellaceae
Product: benzoate 4-monooxygenase cytochrome P450
Exons: 7
Coding region: 1-1230 (409 amino acids)
Molecular function (GO): oxidoreductase activity, acting on paired donors, with incorporation or reduction of molecular oxygen; monooxygenase activity; iron ion binding
Source: RefSeq, a predicted model, not a curated record
AUGGACAAACCUGUGGCGCUUGUGGCAAGUCGUUUCCGCCGAUUACGCUCCGCGGGUCAAAAGACUUCACGAGAAGCACGGCCCAGUCUCAUCUAUGGCACCCAAAUCAAAUGGAAGAAGUCCGACUUUUACAAGAACAGUAGCACCAUCAUCGAUGGCAAGAUCACGUACCACAUGUUCAGCGAGACCGACAACGCCGAGCACGCGCGGCUCAAAAGGCCCGUCGUGCGCCACCACGCGAUGUCUAGUGUGUUGACAAUGGAGCCGCUCAUGGACAAGAGCAUUGCCGAGCUCUGCGACCAUCUCGAGCGCCGCUUCGUCGACACUGGCAAGCCCUGCCUGUUUGGGGACUGGCUGUCUUACUAUGCAUGGGACCUCGUCGGCCUCGUCACCUUCGGCAAGAAGUUCGGCUACAUGGACAAGGGCCGCGACUUCGACGGCACCUUGGCCAUCGGGGACCAAACGAUUGACUACUUCAGCAUGUGCGGACAGAUGCCGUGGAUGGAUCACUUGCUGGACAAGAACCCUCUCUACCACCUCGGGCCACCCAAUCUUUCCAAAGUCACCCGCAUCGCAAUUGAGAGCCUCACAGCGCGGCUGAAGGGUGAGGACGGUUUCGACCCCGAGAAGCCGGACUUUCUGCAGUACUUUAUCGAAUCUAGGGAAACACAUCCCGAAAUCGUCGACAAUGGGACUAUCAUUGGAUAUCUGCUUCUCAACUUGCUAGCCGGGGCUGAUACGACCGCCACCACCAUGCGUGCGCUCUUCUACCACUGCCUCAAGAACCCCCGCAUCUGGGAGCGACUGGAGUCCGAGAUCGUCGCCAACAUCCCCGGCGACGAGCCGGCGCCGCACGCGGCUGCUCGCGCGCUUCCCUACCUCGAAGCCGUCUGCCGCGAAACGCUACGAUCGGUGGUCCCGGCUGGUUCCCUCGUCGGCAUGAACCCGUACGUCUUGGGGCGCAACGGGAGCGAUUCCGAAGACGACGAGGCUUACAAGCUUCGCAUGCGGCAGUGGAACGCGGCCGACAUCGUCUUUGGUGGCGGCUCGCGCAUCUGUCUUGGGCGGAACCUGAGUAUGGUGGAACUCUACAAGAUCGUGCCAUCCCUCGUCUCGAGAUUUGAGAUCCAGCUGAUGGACACUGAAGAGAAACUGUGGACGAGCUCGCGAUGGUUCUACCGGACACAGGGCAUCACUUGCCCCUUGAGCCGAAGGACGCAUAAGGUCUGA